This is a messenger RNA of Dendronephthya gigantea, 1202 nucleotides long. RefSeq lists its product as uncharacterized. Lineage: Eukaryota; Metazoa; Cnidaria; Anthozoa; Malacalcyonacea; Nephtheidae. The record is from RefSeq and is a predicted model, not a curated record. Gene Ontology annotation, molecular function: phosphatidylcholine lysophospholipase A1 activity. Bases 148 to 1011 code for a protein of 287 amino acids. The transcript has a single exon.
GAAAUGUGCAUUCCUCGACUUUAUAGCCUCUAGUAAUAAACCACUCAGUGUAUAAAUAAACUGCUGUGUUUACAGUCGGAAAACAAGUUAAACAACUCGACCGUGUCGGGUGAAAGAAUGUAAGGGUUCAUACAAGCCAAAGUAUAAAUGUCUGUGAAAAGUAUUCGAUCAUCGCCUUAUGCAAGAACGAUCAGCAGAUAUUGCCUCUAUUUUCUUGCUGCCGAUUUCGUGUUGAUAUGCCUUGUUGUGUAUUUUUGGUACAGUCUUUGCAACGGCAGCUUUUGUACUACGACGCCACGUAAACCGAGGACAAACAUUCUCGCAUUUGGUGACUCCAUAACUAAAGGUUUAGUAAAACGUGGCCCAAAAGAUGUGUAUUACCCCUACUCCCAAAGUUUGAUGAAGACUUUGAACAGGCUUCACUCAAAAGAUGUUUUCUUCAUCGUCGAUAAUCAAGGAUUGAAUGGUGACAAAGCCAUAGGAAGAGCCCAAGCAAGGCUAAAAGCUGCUUUAAAAACAAAGCAAUAUGAAUGGGUGGUCAUAUUGAUGGGCACCAAUGACUUAUCAGCAUAUUUUAACUAUCAUGAUUUUCAGAAGUUAUAUGCCAAUAGCUCAUUGUUCAUCGACAAUUUGUUUGGGAACAUUAAGAAAUUGUGUGAGAUAGCCCUUCGGACACAUGCAAUGGUGAUACUUGGCACCAUAAUAACACGGCAAUGUGAGGUUAAGAUGCCUAUUUGUGAGUCUCUUUCGGUUAACCGAGAAUCCCUGAAUUCAAAAAUUCGGAACUUAGUUGCCAAUACUAGAGAGCUGCUGAUCUUAGCAGAUUUUGAUAAGGAACUGGACUAUCAAAAAAUGACCAAAGAAAAGCGAAAGCAGUAUUGGCAAGAUGAUGUUCACCUGACGGAAUCUGGUUAUGAAGUGAUGGCGAAGUUGGUGUAUAAGAAGAUGUUGCCAUAUUUGCCAGAAAUGAUUCAACAGCCACAUGUAUGGAAAAAUGUGACAAAACUCUGAUCCAUGCAUGAAUUUAAUCAAGACUUUAGUAGUGAUGUAUAAUAAUGGCUUGUAACAAUAUUCAUUUGUUUAUAUACUUAAAAUAUUUAAAGAACUCACAAAAACGUUUUAACCAACAUGCUGUAAUUAAGGAACUUUAAAGUUGCAUUUUUUCACCAGUGAAUUAGGUUAUUCGUGGAUAAAUAAAUUAU